GAGUGGGCGGGAGCUGCGAUGUAAACAGCAUCUGCUCUGCUAAGCUAAGAUAAGCUAGCGAACUGUUCCCUACCUCUUCCGUCCCCCCGGACCUUGGACCCGGACCUCGGACAUCGGACCCCCUGUUCCGGGUUUAGAUGGCCUCCCUCGCGCUGCGCUGCUCCGCUUCCUGGCGCCUCGUCACGUCACGCCUCCUCAGAGUCUCCAGCGUUCCGAGUGGGAAGCUUCACACCUCGGCCAUGAAGGGUGCGACCGUGCAGCAGUUUGAGACAGCGAAGAACAAACUGUCGACGCUGCAGAACGACCCGGGAAACCGAGUGAAGCUGCAGAUCUACGCUCUGUUCAAACAGGCCACUCAGGGACCCUGCACCACGUCCAGUCCCGGCAUGCUGGACUUUGUCAACAGGGCCAAAUGGGACGCAUGGAAAGCUCUGGGCUCCAUCUCACAGGAGGAAGCCAGGCAGCAGUACUGCGACCUGAUUGGUUCCCUGGUGGGGGCGGAGCCUCCGAGCACUGACGCGGUGGCCGCACAGCCUGCUGGGAGCACGACAAUGUACAAGACGCUUUUGGUCACUACAGAGGACAACAUCACCACCAUCAAGAUGAACCGGCCGGCAAAGAAAAACGCCAUCACCACAGAGAUGUACAACGAGAUCAUUGCAGCUCUGGAGCAGGCGGCGACAGACGACUCCGUCCUCACUGUGUUCACCGGUGCUGGCGACUUCUACUGCAGCGGAAACGACCUGAACAACUUUGUGCUCGGGGACGGAGGCGUGGAGGAGAAGGCCCGUCAGGGGGCGGAACUGCUCAGGAAGUACGUGAGGGCGUACAUCGGCUUUCCCAAACCGCUGGUCGCCGUGGUGAACGGUCCGGCGGUAGGAAUCUCUGUCACCUUGUUGGGACUGUUUGAUCUGGUCUACGCCUCGGAGCGGGCCACGUUCCACACUCCGUUCAGUCAGCUGGGACAGAGUCCUGAAGGCUGCUCCUCCUACACCUUCCCCUCGCUGAUGGGCCCUGCCAAGGCCAGUGAGAUGCUGUUGUUCAAUAAGAAGGUCACGGCAGCUCAGGCCUGUGAACUUCGUCUGGUCACAGAGGUUUUCCCAGAGAGCAGCUUCCAGACGGAGGUUUGGACCCGACUGAAGGCGUACGCCAAGCUGCCCCCCAACUCUCUGGCGUUGUCCAGGCAGCUGAUCCGCUCCGUGGAGAAGCAGCGUCUCUACGACGUGAACGACUUAGAGGUGGAAUGUCUGAGAGGUCGCUGGGUGUCAGACGAGUGCGCCGCCGCCAUCAUGAGCUUCUUCCAGGCCAAGGCCAAGCUGUGACGGGGGAGGGGGAGGGGGGAGGGAACAGCUGAUUCAGGUUGUUGUUGUUGUUGUUGAAAGUGUCAGAACAUUAAUCUGCAGAGAAACUAACAGUCAUUGAACCUCAGUGUCUGGUCGACAGCUGCGUCCAGCAAGGUUAGUUCACUUUAGUCAAAGUAACACACAGUAACACACAGUAACACACUGUUACACACAGUAACACACAGUAACACACAGUAACACAGUUACACAGUCCAGUCCACGCCGACCGCAGGACACCCUCACGUUGACUGUGAUCACAUGAAGGAAACGUCUGGUCCGUCUGAACCUCGUGGCUGGUCAAAGUUCCUUGAACGCACCACAACUCUUCUUCUUCAUGUCAAACUCUUCUUCAUGGUGUCUCUUUAAUAAAAGCAGUUUGUGAGUGAA
Messenger RNA from Scophthalmus maximus (turbot), 1730 nucleotides. It is a transcript of the gene eci2, whose product is annotated as enoyl-CoA delta isomerase 2. Gene Ontology annotation, molecular function: fatty-acyl-CoA binding. The record is from RefSeq and is a predicted model, not a curated record. The transcript has 11 exons. Bases 138 to 1322 code for a protein of 394 amino acids. NCBI's taxonomy places the organism in Eukaryota, Metazoa, Chordata, Actinopteri, Pleuronectiformes, Scophthalmidae.